AUGCAAAGCGCUGUGGAAAAUGAAAUUCAGCGGCUUCAGGAUCUUGGUAUUCUUGUUCCAGUUGACCAUUCAGACUGGGCAGCACCAAUUGUGGUAGUACGGAAGCCAAACGGAGCCGUGCGUAUUUGUGCUGAUUUCUCUACUGGACUAAACAGUAAUUUAGAGUCCAACCAGUACCCGCUACCAUUGCCUGAGGACAUAUUUGCGAAAAUGGCGGGAUGUAAACUGUUUAGUCACAUCGACUUGUCAGAUGCUUACCUUCAAGUAGAGAUUGAUACACGCGACCAGUACCUUCUCACCAUCAACACACAUAAGGGAUUGUUUCGUUACACCCGUCUAACUCCGGGCAUCAAGUCAGCUCCGGGAGUGUUUCAGCAGUUGGUGGACACAAUGGUCAGCGAUCUCAACGGAACAUGUGGUUAUCUAGACAACAUUUUAGUCGGUGGCCGUACACAAGAAGAGCAUGACCACAAUUUACAUCAAACUCUGCGUCGACUCGGAGAGUAUGGUUUCACAGUGAGGAUUGAAAAAUGCAGUUUUCAAAUGUCACAAAUCAAGUACCUCGGACAGAUACUUGAUAGCGAUGGAAUAAAGCCAGAUCCAGACAAAUCAGCAGCCGUAGCAAGCAUGCCACCGCCACAUGAUGUUCCAUCGUUGCGUUCGUAUCUGGGUGCUGUCAAUUACUAUGCAAAGUACAUUCCGGAAAUGCGCAACCUUCGGUUCCCGAUGGAUGAACUACUCAGAACGGGUUCAAAGUGGAUCUGGUCGGAAGCAUGUCAGCGUUCAUUUGACAGAUUUCGUAAAAUUCUGCAGUCGCCGCUCGCGUUGACACACUACAAUCCAAAACUCGACAUUGUGGUGUCAGCGGAUGCAUCCCAGCAAGGAAUCGGUGCACGCAUAGCUCAUAAAUUUCCGGAUGGAACAAUUAAAGCAAUUUCAUAUGCUUCACGUAGUCUCACUCCAGCUGAAACCAACUAUAGUCAAAUAGAAAAGGAGGGACUCGCUCUCAUCUUCGCCGUAACGCGUUUUCAUCGCAUGAUAUUUGGUCGAAGUUUCAUACUCGAAACGGAUCACAAACCGUUGUUAUCGAUUUUCGGAAGCAAAAAAGGUAUUCCUGUGUACACUGCAAACAGACUGCAGCGGUGGGCACUGACGUUACUAUUAUAUAACUUCACCAUUCAGUACGUCAGAACAGAAAGCUUUGGGUACGCAGACGUUCUUUCGCGGCUGAUCAACAAUCACAUUCGGCCUAAUGAAGAGUAUGUCAUCGCAUCGAUCGAGUUGGAAGAAUCAGUCAAGCACAGUUUUGAACAAUCUUUAGAAGUGUUACCAGUCACAUUCAAGAUGAUCCAAGAUGAAACGCAAGCAGACUCACUUCUUAAGACAGUUAUUAGUUACGUGCAAUCCAGAUGGCCUACUAAUAGAUCCGAUCUCAGCGAUCCACAGUUGCAUCAGUUUCAACAGCGUCGAGAUAGUCUUUCAGUAUUUUCAAGCUGUUUGAUGUACGGAGAACGGAUAGUCAUCCCAACCAAAUUUAGGAAUCGAGUACUUCAUCAAUUGCAUAAAGGACAUCCAGGUGUGGAACGAAUGAGAUCGUUAGCGCGUAAUUACGUGUACUGGCCUGGUAUCGAUGAACAGAUAGCUCAGGUUGUUCGCUCCUGCAAUAAGUGUGCUGAAGCAGCGAAAACUAACAGCAAGACCAAGCUAGAAAGUUGGCCUCUUCCACAGCAACCAUGGCAGCGAGUGCAUUGCGAUUUCGCCGGACCAGUAGAUGGAAUCUACUACCUGAUUGUUGUGGACGCGUACAGCAGAUGGCCGGAAGUUAUUCCUACUAAACGAAUCACCACGGCCGCAACGUUAACCAUGUUUAGAGAAAUUUUUUCGAGGCAUGGCAUGCCGGAAACGUUAAUUACAGACAAUGGCACGCAGUUUACCAGUGAGAACUUCGAAAGCUAUUGCACCAACAACGGCAUUCUUCAUUUGAAAACACCACCGUAUCAUCCACAAUCAAAUGGACUGGCUGAACGUUUUGUGGACACAUUCAAACGGACACUCAGAAAAAUUAUGACGGGGGGAGAGAGCCUUCGGGAAGCAAUUGAUACUUUCCUUCUUUGUUAUCGCUCCACACCAUGCCGUAGUGCACCGGAAGGUAAGACACCAGCAGAAUUGUUGCUGGGCAGACGAUUGCGAACAUCCUUGGACCUGUUGAAGCCUCCUACAGCGUAUUACAAAUCAGCAGACUCCAAGCAAGAAGAACAGUUCAACCGGAAGCAUGGUACCAAAAGUCGGAAAUAUUUGAUUGGUGAAUCGGUUUGGGCCAAAGUUCAUCGCAACAAUACUUGGACUUGGGAGCCCGGACAGGUGCUAGAACGAGUUGAUCGGGUAAUCUACAACGUGUGGUUAUCAUCAGAGCAGAACCUUAUCAGGUCUCACUGCAACCAACUACGAAGGCGCUAUGGAGCUGAAACUUCAGUCAAGCAGCAGUCAACCGAUAUUCCCCUGAAUAUUCUUUUAGAUACCUGGGGACUUCGUCCAGCACCACUUGAGCAGGCGUCUCAAGAGUCUCAAGAGAUUAUUCUGGAAACUCAAACAACGGAAACAAAGAACUCAAUUCCCCAGAAUACCGAGUCUAGGGAGAUUGUUCAACGUUCCCAUACACGCACAACGAGAGCAAACAGUCAACAAGAAGCGCCAGCUGAAUCGGCUUCGAUCACUCCAAAUCAUUUUUUGCGAGGAUACCCAUCUGAAAUACGCACUAUAGAAUCGCAAGCAACGUAUGAAGCUGAAGCACUACGAGAUGAUUAUGAGAGAUCUCAACACUUAGCAGACCAACUUUGGUCAAGGUACCUGAAGGAGUAUCUCCCAACUAUUAAUCAUCCGACAAAAUGGCAUGACGAACAAGUGCCAAUAGAGACGGGUGACCUGGUUUACUUGGUAAACAACAGCAAAAAAGUCUGGACUCGUGGUAUUGUGGAAGAGCUGAUCAUCGGCAAGAUGGGCGCGUCCGACAAGUUAUGGUUUAAACGAAUAAGCGAAGAUUUAUGCGGCCGUUGUCUAAGUUGGCGGUGCUAG
Molecule: messenger RNA, 3072 nt
Organism: Malaya genurostris
Lineage: Eukaryota; Metazoa; Arthropoda; Insecta; Diptera; Culicidae
Exons: 2
Coding region: 1-3072 (1023 amino acids)
Biological process (GO): DNA integration
Molecular function (GO): nucleic acid binding
Source: RefSeq, a predicted model, not a curated record